Molecule: messenger RNA, 620 nt
Organism: Gongylonema pulchrum
Lineage: Eukaryota; Metazoa; Nematoda; Chromadorea; Rhabditida; Gongylonematidae
Source: the annotation of a GenBank genome assembly
GCGUUACACCAGGCGAAGCCGAACUGCACUAUCUCGAUAAUGCAAAGAAAUUGAGCAGGUACGGCGUACAUCUUUUCUUAGCCAAGGUUUAUACUUUCACUUCUGAGGCUCUUUCCACUAUACACAGACAUAUUGCAUUGGUGGAAAAGGUGUGCCCGUUCAAAUUGGUGUCUGCGCGCACGUUAUGUUUACCGCGACCAAAUCUGUAUUCAUCGUUUUCUGUGGCAGAACAUCAUCAAAAUUGCCUACCGGCGCAAUGUUUUCAUUGUCAAAGGUCAUCAAUCUACGAUAAUUGCAGGUUGAUUCAGCCGGAAGAGAAGGCUUUUAAAGGAUUUCACUGGGGCUCAGCAAAGUUUCGUUAUCAAGGAAGAACGCAGUCUCAGUCAAAAAUUGCCUCACAAAUGUCCAACAAUCCACAACUGCAGCGCUCACAGAGUGCCCGUUUAGCGCGAAAUGAGGAAUACGGUAAGGGAUCCUUUUCUGCGUUUAUCGCCUGCAUAACUGUGAAUGGUAUCCGCGAAAAAAUAAAUGAACGGCCUCUAAGGAGACGACUUACACGCACUAAACUAAAGUUACUACUGACUGGAGCAGGCAAUUUAGGAUCAGAAUGCGCAGAAUGA